Molecule: messenger RNA, 924 nt
Organism: Epinephelus lanceolatus (giant grouper)
Lineage: Eukaryota; Metazoa; Chordata; Actinopteri; Perciformes; Serranidae
Gene: fth1b
Product: ferritin, heavy polypeptide 1b
Biological process (GO): intracellular iron ion homeostasis; iron ion transport
Cellular component (GO): cytoplasm
Molecular function (GO): ferric iron binding; ferrous iron binding
Source: RefSeq, a predicted model, not a curated record
CGCUCUUCACGUUAUAACGGCAGUGCGUAUUUACUGAGGCAGCAGGUAACGUUAGCCAGUCUGCCAACGUCUGUCGUCUCUCGUCGGACAUUAAAUCUUUGCAACACAACCAGUUACUUUGGGGAAAAGUCAACCAACAAACCAGAAAUGACUUCGCAAAUCCGACAGAACUUCCACCAGGACUGUGAGGCUGCCAUUAACAGACAGAUAAACCUGGAGCUCUAUGCCUCUUAUGUUUAUCUCUCCAUGGCAUACUACUUUGAUAGGGACGAUAAAUUCCUGCCAAACUUUGUGAAGUUCUUUCACGCACAGUCCAAAGAGGAGCGCGAGCACGCAGAGAAGCUGAUGAGUCUGCAGAACAAAAGUGGAGGCAAAAUUUUUCUGCAGGACAUCAGGAAACCUGAUAGAGAUGAGUGGGGAAGCGGCCUGGAGGCUUUGGAGUGCUCCUUGCAGCUGGAGAAAAGUGUAAACCAAUCCCUGCUGGACCUGCAGAAAAUGGCGACCUAACACAAUGAUCCUCACUUGUGCGACUUCAUAGAAACACAUUAUCUGGAUGAGCAGGUCAAAUCUAUCAAACAGCUCGCUGACUGGGUAUCCAACUUGCGCAGCAUGGGAGCCCCUCAGAACAACAUGGCUGAGUACCUCUUUGACAAACACACCAUGGCUGACGAGGGCAGUUAAACAACACUGUGACACUAAUGAUCAUCCUGGUCAUCGCUGCAUGCCCGCCUGCCCACCUGCCCCUGUCCUUAACAUGUCAUACAGAUAACACAGCUUUAUUUAUGUUUGUUAGUUGUCAGUCAACUGCAAAUUUUGCACAAAGCAUCAAUGGCUCUCAAAACUGGACUGCUGCAGACCUCACCUCACAUCACAUAUCGGAUAACAGUGGAUCUUUACAGAAAUAAAGACUGAGAAAACCUUUAA